AUGAUAUUUUCAACUUUAGAGCAUAUAUUAACCCAUAUUACUUUUUCGAUCGUUUCAAUUAUACUUAUAGUUUAUUUGAUAACCUUUUUACUCGAUGAAAUCGUAAAACUGGAUGAUUCAUAUAAAAAAGGUUUGAUAAUAACUUUUUCCUGUAUAACAGGAUUGUUAAUGAAUCGUUGGAUUUAUUUGGAACAUUUUCCCUUAAGUAAUAUAUAUGAAUCAUUAAUCUUUCUUUCGUGGAGUUUUUCCCUUAUUCAUAUAGUUCCGUAUUUCAAAAAAAAUGCAAAUCUUCUAAGCACAAUAAUUGGUCCAAGUGCUAUUUUGACCCAGGGCUUUGCUACUUCAGGCCUUUUUACUGAAAUAGACAAAUCCACAAUCUUAGUGCCUGCUCUUCAAUCCCAAUGGCUAAUAAUGCACGUAAGUAUGAUGAUAUUAGGCUAUGCGGCUCUUUUGUGUGGAUCAUUAUUAUCAGUAUCGCUUCUGGUCAUUACAGUUAGAAAAAAGAGACAGUUUUUUUAUACGAGUAAUUAUUUAUUAAAUUUAAAUGAGUCAUUUUUCGUUGGUGAAAUUAAAUAUAUGAGCGAAGGAAAUAAUGUGUUCAAAAAUAGUUCUUUUUUUUCUGCAACAAAUUAUUACAGGUCGCGCUUGAUUCAAGAAUUGGAUUAUUGGAGUUAUCGCGUUAUUAGUCUAGGAUUUCUCUUUUUAACCAUAGGAAUGCUUUCUGGAGCAGUAUGGGCUAACGAAGCAUGGGGAUCCUAUUGGAGUUGGGACCCGAAAGAAACUUGGGCUUUUAUUACUUGGAUCAUAUUUGCGAGUUAUUUACAUACUCGAACAAAUAUCAAAUUUCAGAGUACAAAUUCAGCAAUUGUAGCGUCUAUUGGCUUUCUUUUAAUUUGGAUAUGUUAUUUUGGAGUCAAUCUAUUAGGAAUAGGAUUACAUAGAUAUGGUUCAUUUUCAUUCACAUCUAAUUGA
Andrographis paniculata is the source of this 972-nucleotide messenger RNA. The record is from the annotation of a RefSeq genome assembly. NCBI's taxonomy places the organism in Eukaryota, Viridiplantae, Streptophyta, Magnoliopsida, Lamiales, Acanthaceae.